Corylus avellana is the source of this 1212-nucleotide messenger RNA. The record is from RefSeq and is a predicted model, not a curated record. NCBI's taxonomy places the organism in Eukaryota, Viridiplantae, Streptophyta, Magnoliopsida, Fagales, Betulaceae.
AUGGUUUCAAAUCGAGUAAUUGAAGCCAACCCUGAAAAGAUUCAAGUUGUCCAAGAUAUGCAAUCCCCAAAGAAUAUGAAGCGACUCCAGCAACUGACAGACAAGAUUGCAGCACUGAACAGAUUCAUUUCUCGGUCGACCGACAAGUGCCUCCCUUUCUUCAAGAUCUUGAGAAAGGUGUGUGAACAAGCCUUCGAGCAGCUGAAGAAGUGCUUGGCUAGCCCACCACUGCUAAGCCGAACCAUUCCUAGGGAAGCACUGUACCUGCACUUAACCGUAUCUCCUACUGCAUUUAGUGCAGUUUUAGUCCAGGAAGAAGGUGUACAGAAGCUGGUGUACUUCAUCAGCCGAGCCUUGAGAGGAUCGGAGGAAAGGUACGUGCAGAUAGAGAAGCUUGCCUUCACCUUAACCAUCUCAUCGAGGAAGCUUCGGCCAUCCUUUCAAGCCCACACCAUUAGAGUGUUAACCGAGUAUCCACUAAAGAAGGUACUUCAGAAGCUAGAUCUAUCUGGUAGAUUAGCUAGCUGGGCUAUCGAAAUCAGGGAGUUUGACAUUGAUUUUGUCCCUCGGAACGCCAUCAUGGGCCAAGCACUCAUAGAUUUCUUGGCAGAAUUCACCAAUUUGCUAGAAAUCAAGGCGUGGCCAAAAGACGAAACAUGGGUAAUUUAUGUGGAUGGAUCAUGCACAAGGAAGAACGGUGGAGCUGGAUUACUACUAAUCACACAAGACGGAGAAGAAUUGUGUAGUUCUUUGAGGUUGGAAUUCAAAAGUACCAACAACGAGGCCCCGUAUGAAGCAGUCUUGGAGAGACUUAGCUUGGCUCGAGAAAUUGAAGCAAAAUUUGUGGAGGUACGAAGCAACUCUCAAGUGAUUGUUGGACACAUCCGAGUGUGGUUCGAAGCCAAAGGCGAGAAGAUGAAGCUGUACUUGGAAAAGGUACAAAACAUGCAGAAUGUUUUCAAAAAAUUCUGCAUCAUCAAGGUCCCAAGGCAGGAGAACGAGAGAGCUGAUCAUUUGGCUCAGAUGGGUUCAUCAAUGGAAGUCGGUGUGGAAGAAACCGAAGAACUAGUGCAAAUUCUACUUAGGCCUGCAGUAACAAAGGAGCUCAUGGUUCUAGCAAUAGAGGCGAUGCCCAAAUGGGCAGAAGAACUAGUAGAGUAUUUGGAGAAUGGUACUCUUCUAGCCGACCAGAAAAAAAGCCGUCCAACUUAG